GCUGCUUCUCCCAUCUAGCAAAACAAACUCCUCUCUAUCUCUCUCGCUCGCUCGCUUGACAUCGCGUCGGGCCGUGCUUGAUCUACGCUCACAGCAGCUCGUUGGUCGCGGCGAGCGCGCGACAUGAGAGCAGGAGGAGGAGGGGACACGAGGAGGACGGCGGCCGGGCAGGCCAUGGUGGAGCUGCAGGCCAACGCGUCGUCGGCCGGCGGCGCGAUGGUGGUGGGGCUCAGCCCGCUCAGCGAGACGCUGUGGCGGGACAGCAAGGCGAUGCCCGGGGCGGCGGCGGCGCUCAUCGGCGACGUGUCGGCGAGGCUGACGUGGAAGGACCUGUCGGUCACCGUGGCGCUCGGCCCUGGCAAGACGCAGACCGUCCUCGACGAGCUCACCGGGUACGCCGAGCCAGGCUCGCUCACGGCGCUCAUGGGGCCCUCCGGCUCCGGCAAGUCCACCCUCCUCGACGCCCUCGCCGGCCGCCUCGCCGCCAACGCUUUCCUCUCAGGCAACGUUCUCCUCAACGGACGCAAGGCCAAGCUCUCCUUCGGCGCCGCGGCGUACGUGACGCAGGACGACAACCUGAUCGGGACGCUGACGGUGAGGGAGACGAUCGGGUACUCGGCGAUGCUGCGGCUGCCGGACAAGAUGCCGCGCGAGGACAAGCGCGCGCUGGUGGAAGGCACCAUCGUGGAGAUGGGACUGCAGGACUGCGCCGACACCGUCAUCGGCAACUGGCACCUCCGCGGCGUCAGCGGCGGCGAGAAGCGCCGCGUCAGCAUCGCCCUCGAGCUCCUCAUGCGCCCGCGCCUCCUCUUCCUCGACGAGCCCACCAGCGGCCUCGACAGCUCGUCGGCGUUCUUCGUGACGCAGACGCUCCGGGGCCUGGCCAGGGACGGAAGGACGGUGAUCGCUUCCAUCCACCAGCCCAGCAGCGAGGUGUUCGAGCUCUUCGACAUGCUCUUCCUCCUUUCCAGCGGCAAGACCGUAUACUUCGGCCAGGCGUCGCAAGCAUGCGAGUUCUUUGCCCAGGUCGGCUUCCCUUGCCCGCCACUCAGAAAUCCAUCAGAUCAUUUCCUGAGGUGCGUCAACUCCGAUUUCGAUAAGGUGAAGGCCACCCUGAAGGGUUCCAUGAAGGCAAGGAUUGAGAGGUCGGACGAUCCUCUGGACAAGAUGACCACAUCUGAAGCCAUCAGAAAGUUGGUUGCAUCCUACAGCAGGUCCCAGUACUACUACGCUGCCAGGGAGAGAGUUAAUGACAUCUCACGACUCAAAGGAACUGUGCUGGAUUCAGGAGGGAGCCAGGCCAGCUUCUUGAUGCAGGCUUGCACACUGACCAAGCGCUCGUUCAUCAACAUGUCAAGGGACUUCGGGUAUUACUGGCUGAGGCUGCUGAUCUAUCUCCUCGUGACCGUCUGCAUUGGCACAAUCUACUUUGACGUCGGCACCAAGUACACAUCCAUCCUGGCUAGAGCCGCCUGUACCGCAUUCGUCUUCGGAUUCGUCACGUUCAUGUCCAUUGGAGGGUUUCCUUCAUUUGUUGAAGAAAUGAAGGUUUUCCAAAGGGAACGCCUGAAUGGUCAUUACGGUGUCGCGGCGUUCGUCAUCAGCAACACAAUCUCGGCGCUGCCGUUCUUGGUCCUAAUAUGCUUCUUGUCAGGAACCAUAUGCUACUUCAUGGUGCGCCUUCACCCGGGUUUCUCACACUACAUCUUCUUCGUUCUCAAUCUCUACGCCAGCGUCACCGUGGUUGAGAGCUUGAUGAUGGCCAUUGCAAGUGUCAUCCCUAACUUCCUCAUGGGGAUCAUCAUAGGAGCUGGAAUUCAGGGAAUAUUUAUGCUUGUAUCUGGAUACUUUAGACUUCCUUAUGACAUUCCAAAGCCUGUUUGGAGAUACCCCAUGCAGUACAUCAGCUUCCAUUACUGGGCACUGCAGGGUCAAUGCCAGAAUGACAUGGACGGUCUUGUAUUCGACAACCAGUAUCCGGACCAACCGAAGAUCCCUGGAGAUUUCAUUCUGAAGUACAUCUUCCAGAUCAACGUGCACCGGUCAAAGUGGAUUGAUCUAUCAGUCAUUUUCAGCAUGAUCUUCAUCUACCGCAUUCUGUUCUUCCUCAUGAUCAAGGUAAAUGAGGAUGCGCUACCAUGGAUUCGGGGGUACAUCGCAAGGAAAAGGCUUCAAAAGAAGGAACCUCCGGUUGGCAAGACACCCUCCCUCAGAGGCUACGUUGUGGAUCCAGAGCUUGGUCCUAACGAAAGCUAGAAGACAAACUGUUAGCAGAUAUAGGCCCAUUUCUUGCCGGUUCUUGGUGGAAUAUGUAUCUAAGAUCAGAGAAACUGGUAUUUAUACGUUUUGAAAAAUGAAGCUGAUUGGAAUACAGGUAUAUACAGACAUGUAAUGUGUGAAAAAUGGCAUCAGAGAUGCAGAGUUGACACAUAACUGGUGGUUCAGAAUUACCCUUCUCUUCUUUUACAGAUCAUUUACAGUUCUACAUUCAG
This is a messenger RNA of Oryza brachyantha (malo sina), 2492 nucleotides long. Its product is annotated as ABC transporter G family member 11-like. The coding region runs from base 124 to 2256 and encodes 710 amino acids. Lineage: Eukaryota; Viridiplantae; Streptophyta; Magnoliopsida; Poales; Poaceae. Gene Ontology annotation, molecular function: ABC-type transporter activity; ATP hydrolysis activity; ATP binding. The record is from RefSeq and is a predicted model, not a curated record. The transcript is spliced from 10 exons. Gene Ontology annotation, cellular component: membrane.